GUUGCGAUUUUGUCCAGGUCCAUUCAAGCAAACCCCGUCAACCUCCUUCUCUCACUCCAUCGUCUUUGUGAUUUGAGGUUCGAUCGCCUCAAUAUUCCACAAUGGCGCCAGUUUCCAAGCAGCGGAAAUUGAAUCGCGAACCCGCGACCAAGAAAGCUCCUCCCACCUCUCCCUCGCCGUCCCCCGAGCCCGAAGAAUCCAAAGAGAAUGAAGAGCCAGAAGUCGCCGAGGAAGAAGCCCCCAAGACCUUCAAAGAACUCGGAGUCAUCGAGCAGCUAUGUGACGCCUGCACGGAACUCGGAUAUAAGGCUCCCACGAGGAUCCAGGCGCAGUCUAUCCCGAUUGCUCUACAAGGGCGCGAUCUGAUCGGUUUGGCGGAAACCGGUAGUGGAAAAACGGCCGCCUUUGUCCUUCCAAUCCUCCAGAACUUGAUGGAAAGCCCUCAAUCCCUACACUCCCUGAUCCUCGCUCCGACUCGUGAACUUGCGCAGCAAACCUCCCAGGUCGUCGAGGCGUUGGGGUCGUUGAUCUCGGUCCGCUGCACGCUGUUGAUCGGAGGUGUGGAUAUGGUUUCGCAGUCCAUAUCCCUGGGGAAGAAGCCGCACGUUAUCGUCGCGACGCCGGGUCGCUUGCUGGAUCAUAUGGAAAACACAAAGGGAUUCUCGCUGCGACAGCUGAAGUUCCUGGUUCUGGAUGAAGCGGAUCGUCUGCUGGACAUGGAUUUCGGACCCCUGCUGGACAAGAUCUUGAAGAUUCUCCCGAAGCAGGGCCGCCACACAUACCUCUUCUCCGCGACGAUGUCGAGCAAGGUGGAGUCCCUUCAGCGUGCCUCUCUCGUCAACCCUGUUCGCCUCUCAAUUUCAUCCAAAUACCAAACUGUCUCCACCCUUAUCCAGCGCUACGUUUUCCUGCCGCACAAGUACAAGGACAUUUACCUCGUGUAUCUCCUCAACGAAUGGGCCGGACAAACAGGCGUGAUCUUCACGCGCACAAUCCACGAAACCCAGCGAGUGACCCUCAUGCUCCGAAACCUCGGAUACGGAAGCAUCCCCAUCCACGGACAGCUCUCACAGAGUGCCCGAAUGGCAUCCAUCACCAAGUUCCGCGCCAAGGCGCGCAACCUGCUCAUCGCUACCGACGUGGCUGCCCGUGGUCUCGAUAUCCCCUCCGUCGACUUCGUCCUGAACUACGAUCUCCCCCAGGACAGCCAAUCCUACAUUCACCGAGUCGGGCGAACGGCUCGUGCGGGCCGCAGCGGAAUUGCCAUUUCGUUCGUUACGCAGUAUGACAUCGAGACGUGGAUGAGAACCGAGAAAGCGCUGGGCAAGAAGCUGGAUGAGCAUAAGAUUGCCAAGGACGAGGCUAUGGUCUUCGCGGAACGAGUCGGCGAAGCUCAACGGUCGGCUGCGAUCGAGAUGCGGGAUAUGGAUGAGAAGGGCAGGGGAUCGAAAUUCCGACAGAAGGGUGGUAAGAGAUCGAGAGACGGUAUGGAUGAAGAUCAGGGUUGAUUUACUAGAACUCCCACAAAAGCGUUUGAUUUGUCUAGAGCUUAAUACCAAUUUGAGUGUAUCUGUGAAUAUAAUCCCGCGAUGCAGGGCUCAAUGAAGUAG
This is a messenger RNA of Aspergillus steynii IBT 23096, 1610 nucleotides long. RefSeq names its product RNA-dependent ATPase RRP3 (gene rrp3). The transcript has a single exon. NCBI's taxonomy places the organism in Eukaryota, Fungi, Ascomycota, Eurotiomycetes, Eurotiales, Aspergillaceae. The coding region runs from base 102 to 1508 and encodes 468 amino acids. Gene Ontology annotation, molecular function: RNA helicase activity; ATP binding; nucleic acid binding. The record is from RefSeq and is a predicted model, not a curated record.